AUGCCCAACCCGACUCAAGUACCGCAUGAAUUCGAGAGAUCCUACUUAGGAUCGGACAACUACCCACUCAAUCAUGUGUCAGCCAGUUCGUACGGAGGAGCCAAUCUGUCGGAGCAAAGGAGGAGGCUCAUUAAUCGAGGGAGAACUCUCUUCGUCCGCAAUGAAAAGGCCAAAAUUCCCAUUCGCGACAUAACGGGAGCCGGCAAAGUCAGGAAAGACAACGUGUUGAACGACGAUCACCUGAAAGAGCUCUUGGGUGAUAUGACUAUAGCCAGUCCAGGCCCGCAGGGACCAAUGCAGCCCUCAGCAUCUAGAGUGUUGGCGUUUCAGAAAGACGUAAAAUGCCGUUUCGCAUUCCUCGUCGCCGAAAACGCUCUGGCACCUUUGGAAGCGCGGCCAAAGAUGCUGAUGCGUCUUUUGACAUUCUACCAAGUGAUGCCACAAUUUCUAGACUUUCUCUACGUGUAUGGGUCACCUCAUGGCGAAGAUAAGAAUCUCCGCUUCAGUGGCUUCAGAACCGAGAAGGUUCUCAUAAAUCCUGUGCCAGGGACAUGCAUUCCAGACAUGGGCCGCAGUGGCAGGAGAUUUCAACUUUGCUACAAUCUUAAAACGGUAGGGCUCAAGUUUGAGCAACCAGGUCAGGAGGUUGAUAAGAUCUGGAAAAUCAGGCAAGCGGCCAUUCACCAUCAAUUCGACAUUGGAUCCGGCGUUCAGACAUGGAUUAUUGGAGAUCCGCACGCAGCCGUCAAAGGCCGUGUCCAGGAGCUUUUCCACGAGAGUCGGGAACAUUCCGCCAAGUUCGGGACAGUAGAGCAGUCUCUACUCUCAUCUCUAGAGGUACAUCUUGCUCUGGCCAGAUGGGCAACAUCAGAAUGGAGAUGGAAUGUGCAGUCACUUGAAGAAAUCAUUGACAAUUUGACUCUCAAGAUCGUUUACAUACAAAAGUCUGACUUGGAGACACUUGACUCUGAAUCUCUGGGAAACGUCCAAGAGUGGGAAGACAAAACCAACGAGACCAUCAUGGUAAUGGGGUCGAAUGCCGAUAUAUUAACGUUGCUGAGGAAAUUCUACAAAGAACUCGUCGAAGAUCAGAAUUUCCCGAGCGGUGAGCUCAAAGCUUGCAAACAAGCUGUGAAGGAUUUCGCGUUUCAACUCGACGAGAUCAUAUAUGACACCCAAAUGCAAAUCUCUAGGGCCAAGGUUCUAGUUAAGAUAGUGGCAGACAGAAAGGCAAUUCUCAUUCAACACCUUCAGACGCAGGCUGCCUUGGUUGCAUCGAAGCUCACAGCAAGCAUGUACGACCAAGCCGAUCGUAGUGCCAUGGAAGCAGUUGCCAUGCGUAUCGUGACAGUCGUCACGCUUAUCUACCUUCCAGCAACAUUUUCAAGUACCUUCUUCAGCACCGAUGUUGUAAAAUACGAAGAUGGAGUCAAGUUCUCUAAGGUUGCGUUUGAAAGAUUCCUUCAGGUUACCAUCCCUUUGAUGGUGAUUACUUUUCUUCUUGCAGGGGGUUGGUUCUGGUGGGAAUGGCAAAAAAGAUCACGAAGCUCCAUGGCAACCAGGAAUGCGAACCCAAGCGUCUUCCCACUACAUGAACUUGUGUCUCAAAAGGGACUCCUAUGA
Colletotrichum paranaense is the source of this 1623-nucleotide messenger RNA. RefSeq lists its product as uncharacterized. The record is from RefSeq and is a predicted model, not a curated record. The transcript is spliced from 5 exons. The coding region runs from base 1 to 1623 and encodes 540 amino acids. Lineage: Eukaryota; Fungi; Ascomycota; Sordariomycetes; Glomerellales; Glomerellaceae.